This is a messenger RNA of Prunus armeniaca (apricot), 882 nucleotides long. The record is from the annotation of a GenBank genome assembly. NCBI's taxonomy places the organism in Eukaryota, Viridiplantae, Streptophyta, Magnoliopsida, Rosales, Rosaceae.
AUGAACCCCCAGAGUAGAACCAAGAUCAUAGAUUCACAUCUGCAUGUGUGGGCAUCUCCCCAAGAGGCUGCAGAUAAAUACCCUUACUUUCCUGGCCAAGAACCUACUUUGCCUGGAGAUGUCGAUUUCUUGCUCAAGUCUAUGGAAGAAGCAGGUGUUGACGGUGCGCUUAUUGUGCAGCCCAUUAAUCACAAAUUCGAUCAUUCUUUGGUGACAAGUGUGUUGAAGAAGUAUCCAUCUAAAUUUGUUGGUUGUUGCCUAGCAAAUCCAACCGAAGAUGGAAGUGGGGUUAAGCAACUUGAACAUCUCAUUCUGCAGGAUAAUUAUCAUGCUGUUCGCUUCAAUCCAUAUCUGUGGCCUUCUGGUCAACAGAUGACCAAUGAAGUUGGGAAGGCAAUGUUCGCUAAGGCAGGAGAACUUGGAGUACCAGUUGGUUUUAUGUGUAUGAAGGGCCUCAGUCUGCAUAUUUCAGAAAUUGAGGAGCUGUGCAGAGAGUUUCCAUCAACAACUGUAUUGCUUGAUCAUUUGGCUUUCUGCAAACCACCAAUAAACGAUGAGGAAAAGCUGGCUUUCUCUGCACUUUUAAAGCUAUCCAGAUUCCCACAGGUCUAUGUGAAAUUCAGUGCACUUUUCAGGUUGUCAAGAAUGCCAUUUCCAUAUCAGGAUUUAUCUCACUCACUGUCUCAAGUUGUCUCGAGCUUUGGUGCUAACCAUGUCAUGUGGGGCAGUGAUUUUCCGUUUGUUGUUCCCGAAUGUGGUUAUAAAGGAGCGAAAGAAGCUGUUUCUCUUGUCGUCAAUCAAAUACCUCUAUCAUCUACAGACUUGGAGUGGAUCAUGGGAAGGACGGUCAUGCAGCUCUUUCCAAAUCAAUGGCUUCCAUAA